Ostertagia ostertagi is the source of this 201-nucleotide messenger RNA. The record is from the annotation of a GenBank genome assembly. NCBI's taxonomy places the organism in Eukaryota, Metazoa, Nematoda, Chromadorea, Rhabditida, Trichostrongylidae.
AUGUUGGGUCUCGGAUUACUGCUGUUGCUGUUCGGCAGCUGCACUGCCGAUUUAUUCACUGCUAUCGCUGACAUGCAGCGGAUGCUGGGAGCCGAAAAGGAGGUGACCACCAUCAUCGACAAAUACAUCGAGGCCGAAGAGAAACGGCUGGACGAACUUAAACGAUUUGCUGACGAGUACAUCGAUCGCAACAAGACGUGA